This is a messenger RNA of Pomacea canaliculata, 4084 nucleotides long. Its product is annotated as nephrocystin-1-like. Lineage: Eukaryota; Metazoa; Mollusca; Gastropoda; Architaenioglossa; Ampullariidae. The transcript has 30 exons. Gene Ontology annotation, cellular component: cytoplasm; cilium. The record is from RefSeq and is a predicted model, not a curated record. Gene Ontology annotation, biological process: protein localization involved in establishment of planar polarity. Gene Ontology annotation, molecular function: protein binding. The coding region runs from base 120 to 2507 and encodes 795 amino acids.
UUCAGUCUAGAGAUCAUAAAACUCUAUUAACAUACGUUGUUGUGUCAUGGCGGUGUGUGUUGCCGAGUGACUACUUUGACAAUUGAUUUUCGAAACGAAAGAAAAAGAGAAAGAAAAACAUGCCAAAAAAAGAGACAGGGCCUCUUUCGAAGGCAAUAUAUGAAGCAGAUGUUUUAAAAAACCAGGUUCUGGGGCUGGUCAAAGAAUCGAACAAAGUGGUUAGUAACAAGAAACUGAAAACAGAUGAAAAAUUGCAACAGCUGUAUAGAAGCUGCUUUGAUCUCCAGCAACAAAUUAAAGUUCUUCUUUCAGCUGUAAAUGGUCUGAAGGAGGAGAAUGAAACAGAGAAGAUAAAAUACUUUGAGACAAAGAAGAAUAAUGAAGUGAAAAGGCUGGAGACAUUUAUGGUCCAGUUAACUCAGGCAAUGACUAAGUUGUUACCAAAUCAGAGUGAAGAAGAUUAUUUGCAAAAAUUGAAACAGGAACAAUUCAGAGAUGUAAGAGUUGAAGAAGGAAAAAAAGGAGAUGAGGAUGAAGGUGAAGACAGUAAUGGAAAAGAAGAGAAUGACGAUACUGAAGAAGAUGAGGAGGAUGAAGAAGAUGAGCAGGAUGAAGAAGAUGAGGAGGAUGAAGAAGAUGAAGAGAAUGAGGAAUUUGAAGAAGAAACAGAUAUUAAGAAGCAAGUCAGCCCUGCCAAAGUACCAAGACAAUCUGAUGAGAAAGAAGAGGAGGAGGAAAAAAAGGAGGAAGAGGAAGAAGAAGAGGAGGAGGAGGAGGAAGAAGAGGAGGAGGAAGAAGAGGAGGAGGAAGAAGAAGAGGAGGAGGAGGAAAAAGAAGAGAGGAAAACACAGGAAACAAACGAGGUUGCACCUAAAAAUGUAGGGAAAGCUAACAUUAAAGAAAAGAGAAAGGAUCCUUUGGUAAAAGAGGCUCGACAUCAGUUCAUCACUGUGGACGACUAUGAAGGAGAGGAAGGGGAUCUUAGCUUCAAAAGAGGAGAGGUGAUCACCGUCAUUGAAACACGGGAAGAUGGCUGGUGGAUGGCUGAAAAUGACAGAGGUGAUACGGGUCUUGUACCGUCUACCUACCUUCAGCUGCAUAACAAGCACAGAGAUGUUCAACAAGAUGAUGAGGAGGAGGAGGGUGCUGAUAGUGAGCAGGGAGAUGGAGACACAGUAAGGAGAACAAAGAAGCUUUGGAGUGGCAUAAAGAAAGCUAUAACUGAGACCACAGUAUCUGAUGUUCUUCAUGCCAUGGGAGCUGUGCCUUCAGGGUUUCGACAAUCCACUCUUGCUAAAAAACACGCAGAAGGAGUAACAUACAGAACAGUCAGCUAUUUGGCCAUAAAGCUGAGCCCAUCCAACCUCAUCUACAAAGAUCUCUUUUUUGAUCCCUCUAGUAACAGGAUUCGUCCUCGGAUGGUGAGAAUUGAGCGCAUCGUUACCAUCAGUGCAUGUCGUCAGAUUCCUGUUCCUAGUGCAGGAAUUGAUGUCUUAGAUCGUACAGUCAGAAUAUGUCUGUUCGAUGGGAACAACAUCCUGAGCAACAUUCAUUGUGUGAAGGUGUCAUCAAUAGACAAGUCACAGAACACUUGGUCCUUCACAACCAAGGUUACUGAUACCAUGGAUUUGGCUUCUCAUGCAGAGGUCUUUGUUCGUUCGAACAACACUGUUGAUAACAUAGGAAUCCUAUUUGAGCUGUGUAUAACAACAUUCAGGGCUAGCACAAAGGAGAGAACAGAAAUGAGCUGUGGGUGGGCACAUUUGCCCCUUCUGGGUGAAAAUGGGACUGCUACUCAGAACAAGUCAUUUGACCUUCAUGUAAAUGGUGGGACACCAUAUGAGAAAGGUGUUGAAGUCGACCCAAGAAUCAGCAGAAGGAAGGCCACUUCCAAUGCUUUAAUGUCCCUUAUAUCGGGAAACAGACAACCACGGCUGGUAGUACGGUUGAGCAUACCCAAAAAGGAAUUCAAGGAUCAAAUGGACACUCUUCCUGAGCCUCUGGUUGGGAAUACCAUCCUUCUUCCUUUUUACAGCUACUAUCGUCAGAUUCUUGCUGAUGUCCUACUGCGUGACAGACUUGACUUGGAUUCAACAGAGCUGAUCCACAAUCCAUUACUUUCCCUGUUUCCAACAGCAGCAGAGCAAAUGGAUUUGAUGCAACUAUUAAGGGCUUCCUGGCUGGAAAAGCAGCGUUCAGCCCACAGAGUUGAAAAGAGAGAUGAGGAGUAUAUGAAAGAUUUAUUCAAGCAAGCCGUGAUGGAUACUGUGUAUCCUGUGCUACAUAUUGCUGCUCUGCCUUCAUACCAACCUGGUGACUAUGAUAAUGUGCAGUCAAGAUUUGAGGAGGUGCACAGGUUCCGGGAGCUGAGGCAGACAAGGCAGUCAACGCUUGCUGUUCUGCUGUCAUCAGACAUCAUAUUUCAGCCAUUUGAAAUGGACGAAAUGAUUUUCUCUAUGCUAGGUCCCCAUUGCCUGCAGAAGUCAGUGCCUAUUCCUGAUGAUUAGACACUGGCAUCUUUGCUCAAGAAUCUUCUGCCAUGCUUCCUCCGUUCCAGAAUUGAAGACCUUUCGCUCCUAGCAGUUAUUAGUAUUGUAUCUUUUUUGUUAAGCACUUUUAGCCUGCCUGGAACUAUAUUUUCUCAUGAAGUUCAGCAGCUUACUCAUUGUAUGCAUGUGUGGACAGCUUUACAUGGUUGUCAGGCAUGCAAACCUUGACUGUGACCUGUGAAAGAAAAGCUAGCUAAGAUGGAAGCGCUUGUUUAAAACAGAAGUAUAGCUGUAAGUUAGAAGUGCUAAGAUGUUCCAGUUUACUUUUUUUUUUUUUUUUUAAUGUGAGUAGAAAAUUUACGAGGUAAUGAGUACACAAAAGAAGAUAGUGCUUCUGCAAGAUUUUUAAAUUGUAAUAAUCAGGCAGAAUGCCACUCCUAAAAAUUACUUAUAUAUAUAUGAAAACUAUUUACCACCCAUCUUAGAAGUCAAUUUCACCCCACAUCCACUCUCUUUCUCCCAUAGAUUAAAUCAACACAGAGAGUAAGAUUCCUAUUUAAUUUACUCCUCAAUCUUCUUAUUUAACCUUUCACAUGUUUAGAAAGCCAGAUGGGAAUAGCUUUUUUCUUUCAUCUUCAGUCGUGUACAUCUUUACAAAAGUCUUUUUUGAAACAAACAUUGUUUUUCUGUUCCAUAAUUUCACUUCUUGCUCAGCAGUUUAUGCACAGAAGCUCUUAGCCACUUCAUAAUCAGCUGUAUAUUAAUCUAAUUAUUUUGACAUAAAAAUUGUACCAUAGGCAGUUAUCAUGAUUAGGUCGAGGGGAAGGAGUUCUUCUUAAAUGAUGUGAUGUCAUCAAGGCAAACUUGAACAAUUAAAUCUAUCUUGGUUUACACCCACUGCUUUUAUAAGGACAACUUCAGGUAUGCACACUUUUUCUUUCUCUCUCUCUCUCACACACACGCAAACUUUGAAAUUUGAAAAUGUAGUACAGGUCUAAGUUUAUAAGUUGUGUCAAGGUACAGGGAAUGGUAGGAGGAGGAUUGUGGACAUUGUGUCUGCCUAUAGACUGCCAACGACUUUGUUUCAUUUCAGUCUCAUCUCACUUAUUACGUUUGUUCUCGCUAGCGCAUUAUCAGGGAGAAAUAGCCUUGAAGUUGUGACCCUGUUUAGGAAUAGUAUGAACAGUUUCAUUGUGUAUUGUUUGCUUAACAGGCAAACCCAAGAGUAUGAUUGAUUAGUACAUGUGAAAGUAAUGUACUCUUUAAUUGAAUUCAUUUCACAUUGUACGUUACAUUGCCGUAUUCUUUCCUCCCAUCUCUCCCUAAUCCCAUUUUCACAUCACUGUUAUUUUGUUUAAAUCAGUGGUUCUUAACUGGGGUUCGAUCGAACCCUAGGGGUUCGGUGAGUCGGUCUCAGGGGUUCGGCGGAGCCUCCGCCACGGAGGUCAAGACACACCCGCAAUUCGUGAUGGCACGAAAGAAGGGUUCGGUGAACGUGCAUAUGAAACUUGUGGGUUCGGUACCUCAAAUAAGGUUAAGAACCACAUGUUUAAAUGAAUGACUGGAGACAUAAAAUUGUGUUGAACUUUCUUGAA